Molecule: messenger RNA, 2247 nt
Organism: Nymphaea colorata (pocket water lily)
Lineage: Eukaryota; Viridiplantae; Streptophyta; Magnoliopsida; Nymphaeales; Nymphaeaceae
Product: protein NRT1/ PTR FAMILY 5.6-like
Exons: 5
Coding region: 139-1923 (594 amino acids)
Biological process (GO): transmembrane transport
Cellular component (GO): membrane
Molecular function (GO): transmembrane transporter activity
Source: RefSeq, a predicted model, not a curated record
CUGAAAUAAGAACACCACCCCCCUCCUCUCGUGCUCAUUGCCCGGGGUCCUCUCCGCUCUGCCACCAUCUCCGUCGACCCACCGGCUCCUCUCGACCUCCUCUGGCACGACGCCUUCCCUUGCAGUUUCUUCAAGAGAAUGAAGGAGACCAAAGGGAUGGAGGCCAUGGAGAUUGGAGGAGAAGGUGGAGGCCACAACAGGCAGGUGGAUGAUGGAUCUGUUGAUUACAGGGGAAGGGCAGCUUUGAGAGCAUCCACUGGAGGUUGGCAGGCUGCUUUCUUCAUCAUAGUAAUGGAGUUCGCGGAAAGGCUUUGCUACUUUGGCAUCAUAUCGAACCUCUUAGUGUACCUGAUGACAGUACUCAAACAAGAUGUGAAAACAGCGGCCAAGGCUGUGCAUGAAUUCAUUGGAGUUAGCACGGUGACGCCUCUGCUUGGCGGAUUCUUGUCCGAUUCAUACACGGGCACCUUCCGAAUGAUCAUGUUCUCCUCCAUCCUUUACCUACUUGGACUGGGCCUACUGACUGCGUCACAGAUCGUGCCCUCCUUUAAGCCUCCAACUUGCGUGGGCAAUUCCUGCAGCGGAUCUCUGGAGCAACACAAGACUGUGUUCUUCAUUGCACUGUACCUCGUAUCUAUAGCAGCAGGAUGGCAAAAGCCCUCGCUAGAGAGCUUUGGUGCUGACCAGUUUGAUGACAAUGACUGCGUUGAGAGGAGGAAGAAGAUCUCCUUCUUCAACUGGUGGUUCUUUGGGGCAUGCAGUGGAGUCGUCUUCGGUGUCACUGCAGUACUCUCUGUAACAGGCCAUUUUGGUUGGGGUGCAGGGUAUGCUGUGCCGACUGUCUGCUUGGGCCUCGCCCUUGCGCUCUUGGUUAUUGGGUGCCCUUACUAUAGGUACAGGAUACCCCAAGGGAGCCCACUGACUCCCAUAUUGCAGGUUUUUGUUGCAGCCACGGCCAAGAAGAACCUGCCCCAACCUUCUGAUCCUUCCGAGCUCUAUGAAUUUGUGGAACCGGGGAGGAGCCGCCUGCCUCACACGUCCAGAAUGAGCUUUCUUGACAAGGCAGCCAUCAGAGAUCAAGUUGAAACACAAGAAAUGAAGAAGGGAAGCGAAGACCCAAUCUGUGUAAAUUACAACCCAUGGAGGCUAGCGACAGUGACUCAGGUGGAGGAGACCAAGCAGCUGAUAUCUAUGAUCCCCAUCUGGUUCGCCGUCCUCAUCUACGGUGCCGCUGUCUCGCAGGGUGACACAUUUUUCAUCAAGCAGGGCUUUGUCAUGGACAGACAUAUAACCCCCAGCAUCGAGGUCCCCGCCGGCUCCGUCAUCACCAUCACCACUCUUUCCAUAGUCAUCUUCGUCAGCCUAUAUGACCGGCUCAUCGUCCCCGUCCUCCGGCGGCUCACCGGCAACGAGAGGGGCAUCACCAUCCUUCAAAGAAUAGGCAUCGGCAUGUUCCUCUCCAUCGCCUUCUUAGUAGCUGCUGCUCUUGUAGAAAAGAAGCGCAAAGAUUCUCCUGAAAUCAUCAGUUUCCUCUGGCUGUGCCCCCAACUCAUCCUCAAUGCUGUCUGUGAAAUCUUCGCCUUCGUGGGCCUACAGGAGUUCUUCUAUGGGCAGGUGCCUCGCAACAUGAAGAGCCUGGGCAUUGCCAUCUACCUCAGCGUGUUUGGCGUUUCAAACCUGCUUAACAGCUUCUUUAUAAGCGCUGUUGAUUUCUUGACGACUAGAGGAGGACAGACCGGCUGGUUCGCCGAGGAUCUCAACAAGAGCAAGCUCGACUACUUCUACUGGUUGUUGGCUUUCUUAAGUGCUGUGAAUCUCUGUGUUUUCGUGGUCUUUGCCAGGAGGUACUCUUACAAGCGUGUGGAGGGGCCUCUAAAUGGUGUUGUUGUUGAUCUGCCUGAUGGUGACGAAGAUGGACAUUAGCUAUCCGCAAUCUAGCUAAAGAAACCCAACUCUGUACUAUUGCUUAAAGAUUCUGUCUGCUGGUUGACAGAUUUAAUGGCAAAGCCUCUGUAAAAACCAGUGUGCGCUUCCCCUUAAACUGAUUCAAUGUGUUCACCUUCCUUUCCGCCAAAGCAAAAAAUGAAACUGCAUACUGCCAUAUAUGUGGCUGCCAUCUGGAGGCCAUUAUCCUACCAUAUAUGGUUCCCGCACAAGAAUUUUAUCAGGUACAUAUCUGUUCGCGUUUCUGUAAUAGGCACACGAUCAGGGUCAAGAAUCAGCCGGACAUCUUCAAGUGAUGAGCGA